Messenger RNA from Cladocopium goreaui, 768 nucleotides. The record is from the annotation of a GenBank genome assembly. NCBI's taxonomy places the organism in Eukaryota, Dinophyceae, Suessiales, Symbiodiniaceae.
AUGAAAACAGAAAACAGAAAGACCAAGGUCUUCCCCCUGGGAUUUUUUGGGAUAACCACUGUGAUUCGCGGAAGAACUCAGGAUGAUCCCACGGAAGAUCCCGCGUUGCAGCACUCGGGCUUCACGUCCAGCGGCUGGGACAAGUACUACUUCUUCAGCAAUCCGGCCAGUUGCGCCGGCCCCGGAAAAGGCAACCUGCACCCCACGGCGCGGCUGGGGCGCAACCGUCCAGCCAUGAACGGACCCCAAACCUUCACCAUUGAGGCUUUUACGCCACAGGCAGCACGGGCCGACCCGCCGUCCCGUCGUCAGGAGUUGAAGCUGGCACGCAUUCGCAUUGAAAAGAAGGGUGCACGUACCACCUAUGCCGAGUCCUAUAGCCAAUUUGCCCAGGCAGUGCAUGGCAGUUUUGGGCGCUUUUUGGGCACCUGGAGUUCGACCUCCGUCAUGGGGCCCAUCGAGCGUCCCAGCGGCCAUCGGAUCAUGAAGCAAGCAGCUGCGACGGGGCAAAGCAUCUCGGACACCCUGCAGCAAGCGGGCCUGGGUGCCCUCAAUCGCUCGGCCAGCGCCUCUGAGAUUCUGGCGGGUCCCAUUUGCGCGCCGCACAUGGGACCGCAUUGGCCACCCCCCGGGCCGGAGCGGCCAGACCCGUUGAAGACGCGCAAGGAGCUGAUGGCCUGGGGAGACCACCGAACCUUCGUGGAGCUCCAUGCCAAGGAUCGCAAGGCACCUGACGAGAUUUUCUACACAAUUACCAGCAUUCCUUGA